AUGGUGAAGGGAAUUGCAAUCGGUAUGAGUCAUGUGGUUAUCCCCAUAUUUCAGUAUGAGAUAAUUCCAGCAAGGAGACGGGGCCGGAUUUUAUCACUUUACAUAUUGGCAACCAGUAUUGGAAAUUUGCUCAUAUAUCUGUUACCCAUGAUUGCAAUGAAGGUGUUGGGAAAUGUACAGUACCUUAGAUUGCACUGGUUGGUUGAUCUUUUGCCCCUUUCCCUUGCCACAAUUGCCGUAUUGUUCUUUCCUGAGAGCCCAAAGUGGCUAGCGUCAAAUAACGAGUGGGAAAAUGCUGCUGAUAUAUUAGAAAGCAUUGAAACCGCCAAUUCUGAAAAGUCCGUUAGAAGCAAGUCCAAACACGAGAGAAAACGACUUGGUGAUAAGCACUAUGUUGUGAAAAGGUAUUCUAAUACCGCCAGCGUUCGAAGUUGCUCGAUGAACGCCUUAUUUGGCAGAAAAUAUAUCCGAGAAGUAUGCACGGGAGUUUUGUUACAAUUGACGAUUGACAUUACUAGUGUUACUAAGUUGCUAGAUUCUCUACAUUCGAUAUGCAUUGCUUGUCAAGUCAAGACUUUGAGCGAAAUUAGAAUAGUUCAGGAGUUUGAUUUAAUAAUGAGAUAUUUAUUUAUCUUAGCUCCAAUGAUGGUCAUUGAUUUACUAAGAAGAAAGGACGUCUUGGUAUUUGGGAUGACUGUGGAUACCUUAUUGAUGAGUAUCUACGCCAUUAUUUUCCUUGGAUUUUCAGGUGAAGCGAAUCAGGCAACUCAUUUCAAUUUAGAUAUUGACUGGGGUUUGCUGGUUGAGCUUUACAAAGAAUGUGCAUCGAUAAUACUAGCACUUACAGUAUUGAUGGACAUUGUAUUCCACUCAUUAGUUUUGCCUGUUUGCUGGCUUUACAUAUUGGAGAUUUUUUCCUCGUCGACCAGGUCCAAAGGUUGGAUAGUCAUUUCAAGCUUGCAUUGGUUAUUUGAGUGUUCAUUAUCGUUGAUUUUUCCAUUUUUAUUAUCGAAUUUGAAUGGAUGGUUGUUUUUGAUUCUCGCUUUGAUAUUGUUAAGUGGAACUUUAGCCAUCUCUCAGAUGAAAGAGACGAGGGGAAAAUCUUCGGUCAGCUCAAUUUUUUCAAGUUCAAGGUUUAGCUCAGAGAAGAAUUGA
Messenger RNA from Lodderomyces margitis, 1155 nucleotides. RefSeq lists its product as uncharacterized. Gene Ontology annotation, molecular function: transmembrane transporter activity. Gene Ontology annotation, biological process: transmembrane transport. The transcript has a single exon. The record is from RefSeq and is a predicted model, not a curated record. NCBI's taxonomy places the organism in Eukaryota, Fungi, Ascomycota, Pichiomycetes, Serinales, Debaryomycetaceae. Gene Ontology annotation, cellular component: membrane. The coding region runs from base 1 to 1155 and encodes 384 amino acids.